Lymnaea stagnalis (great pond snail) is the source of this 6838-nucleotide messenger RNA. The record is from the annotation of a GenBank genome assembly. Lineage: Eukaryota; Metazoa; Mollusca; Gastropoda; Lymnaeidae.
ACCUUGUGUUAAAUUAGAACGGCUUGUGCACCCGACAAUGCUAUUUUAGUACACACCUCUAUUAAUAGACACACUUUGACACAGCCAAGGUGACUUCCCUUUUAUUUUUGUACAAUGUGUCUACUGUAGCACAGCCAUUUUGGUCGCUCAAGAGGGGACCGGAGAUGGUGAAAACUCAAGUUAUUUCUCAUUCAAGUUCUCCACGGUCGAUUUAUAGAUUUGCUUAAAUAACACAGGGAAACCCCCAUAUUAUUUCAAGUUUGUUGCAAUGUGUUCAUCCGAGUUCCUGUAGUUGAAAAGGAUUUCAAAUUAAACAACCUUAAAUCAUCAUCAUAGCUUACACUUACAUUGACAUAGAAGCAGGUUUUCACAGGUGAUGGAUCUAUUGUUAGCUGGGCUGUUUGUGUUGGUCGUCAUCUUGACCGCUUGGCUCAUUUACGUAAGUUGCUUGUCAGCAUUCGCCAUGCUUGAACUUUAAAUAAUAUUUAUUUUAUUUUUUUUUAAAUGUAUCCCUUUCUUUCAAGGCAUACGUCAAAAUAUCACGCAGAUAAUUCGGGUUUUGCUUGACCAGGGACACCAUCGUUAUCUUUAUAAUAUGUCCGUUAUUAUUUAAUUUUAUGUUUAUUAUUUUGUUUAUAAAGCUCAGUAUUUUAUAUCAAGGGUUAUUUUGUAGAAAUAUUAUUAUUGUUAUUUUACUCUUUAUGUUAUUUGGAAUUAACAAUAAAAAUGAUAAUUUAUCAUCGUUCUGAUAUUAUACCAAAAACCAUUGGCCUAGCUUUUAAUGUGGUCGCCCGAGAAAAAUAAAGUAUUACGAUUCUUGAUAACAUGUCAUCGCUUCCCUUUAAUAAACUAAUUAUAAGAGUGUUGGACUGCGAUAAAACUUUAAAGUAGAUUAAUUGGACACAAACAUUGUGACACAAACAUUGUGACACAAACAUUGUGACACAAACAUUGUGACACAAACAUUGUGACACACACAUUGUGACACAAACAUUGUGACACAAACAUCGUGGCACAAACAUUGUGACACAAACAUUGUGACACAAACAUUGUGACACAAACAUUGUGUGUCUCUUAAACAUUAUAGACGUUUCGGCAAGUGUCUUCAUCGGUGCAAAAAAAAAUAAAAAAUAUUACAUCUAAACGUGAAGAUUUGUAUUUUGUAUAAUCAUCCUUAAAGCUGAAGCUAUAUUGUUUAAUCCAUAAAAAUUGUUUGUCUCAAGCUAAUCUACCUUUGAUACUCCUUAUCAAGCCACACCGACCCUCUAACACUCACCCUCUAACACUCACCCUCUAACACUCACCCUCUAACACUCACCCUCUAACACUCACCCUCUAACACUCACCCUCUAACACUCACCCUCUAACACUCACCCUCCAACACUCACCCUCUAACACUCACCCUCUAACUGAGUGGGAGAUUGUGAGUGGGAGAUUGUGAGUGGGAGAUUGUGUCACCCUCUAACACUCACCCUCUAACACUCACCCUCUAACACUCACCCUCUAACACUCACCCUCUAACACUCACCCUCUAACACUCACCCUCUAACAUUCACCCUCUAACACUCACCCUCUAACACUCACCCUCAAACACUCACCCUCUAACACUCACCCUCUAACACUCACCCUCUAACACUCACCCUCUAACACUCACCCUCUAACACUCACCCUCUAACACUCACCCUCUUCGCACUCUUAAUCCGCACCCUCUCCUCCAAAAGCCCCACCCCUCUCACUAAAUCCCCACCUUCUCACGCUCCUUGCUUAUAACUAAAGUCUAGCACACCUUUACCAUUGACCUGUUCCCCCAUGCCAUCUCUCUCACACCUUUACCAUUUACCCGCUCCCCCAUGUCAUCUCUCUCACACCUUUACCAUUUACCUGUUCCUCCCUUCCAUCUCUCUCACACAUUUACCAUUUACCUGCCCCUUCCCCUCUUCCACUUCUCUCACACCUUUACCAUUUACCUGUCCCCGUCCCCCCCCUGUUAUCUCUCUCACACCUGUACGAUUUACCUAUUCCCCAAUUUCACCUCUCUCUAUUUUACCCUUUACCCUCAUAGCCCCAUUACCCACCCGCUGCGUUUCGUCCUGUUUCCUUUAACAGUUCAUUGGUGGUUUUUUCCAACAUACUAUGCCACGUCAUCACAUAUCUCCCUUGAUCUUUAGUCCAUCUCUCCACAACCCUCUCCUUUCAGACCCCUUUGCUUUGCCUUAACACAAAGAUAUGACUCCAACUCCACUUGCUAGGAAGGCGCCCCAAACAUAUCAUAAUAUCCCGUGUAAAGAAUAGCUUUUUAUUAUUGUGUAGAUCAAAAUUUGUAUUGAGACCCUCCCAAAAUUAUUUGGGGUGGGGGGUGGGGAUGGGGGCGGGGGCAGUGGGGAUAAUUUCAAUCACAUGAAAAUGUUCCACCAAUAAUCAAAAGUUACGAAAUAAAAAUUCCCAUCCCAAAAUUUCGGUAAGCUCGCUAGAACAUUACCCUUAUUCAAAAUGGUGAGUUCGACGCUCACACUCUUAAGGGUUGCUCAGGUCCAGCCCGGGUCGCGUGGCCUCCUUAGCCAAUUUGCCUUUAGCACUCUCACUGGGCUCUUCGUGAUCUUCCCUUGCUAUCGUUUUUUCUAAACUUUAUGUUUUGUUGUUAUUGUUUUUCCCUCUUCUUGUAAAACGGUGCUAGCAUUCAUUCUUCCGUUCUUUUAUUUUCCUUCAUUUGUGUAUUUCCAUUCAACCCAAUACUAGAACAGAUCCAGUAUAGCGCCACCACCGCCACCAACGGCACCACAAAGCGCCGGUAGCCAGCGUGACAACGCAGUCCACAAAGACGUGUUCUGUAGGAGAUCCGAAGAUUCGCCUUCCCUCGAUCUCCAUGGCGCCUCGGUGCAGGGAGCCAAGCGAAGAGUCGUAAAGUUUCUGCAAGAACGCUCCGACGGUAAACAUUAAUUUACUCUUACGAAACAGGAAUUGCCACGUUCGAUAGCUUCGUUGUCCAGGGUUGCAAUCAUUAAACAAACCAUUGAUUCUUAGAAUAAACGUCUUUUUAUUAAAUAUUUAAAAAGCAAACAACUCAUGAAAUCCAACACUUCUUCACGGCAAUCGUUCCACACCAUCACAACAAGCUAACACGUCAUUUCCCCUUACCCAAAUACGUCACAACAUCUCAACACGAUAGGUACAGCUACGCAUAUACUCUCUUCACCAAACCCCCUUUUCAUACCAAACCUAAAUCUAGUUCACAACAGUAAACACAUAUUUACGUUCAUCAUUUUGACUUGAAAUGCAAUUUCGCCUGGAGGUGGAUGUCAACAAAAAUGUUGGUGGUUGCGUGCACGGGUUGAUUCCUGUGGAGGAAAAAUGGGAGGGGGGGGGGAAACUCACCCAUGAUUCCUCCCUUCCGAAAUACAUAGUUUCUUAUUCCUCAAAGGAAAAGAGAGAAAAAAAAAGAGUACAUUAUCGCCGUCCACGCGCGUUCCUGCAGGAAUCGAGCCCGAAUGACGUGCCCAUGUUCAAUGAUAGUCAAUACCAGUCAGGUUUAAAAAAAAAAAGUGUGUUAAUAGGUUUAACCGUUUUGUUCUUUUGUACCUCAGUAUACUUUAACGGCGGGAUGAGGCUACUGGACCGGUACGUCUACAUCGUGACCGGACCCGGUGGCCACAGCGAGUUGGACCGGGCGAGCAUUCAUGAGGACAUGAUCAGCUACUUGGCGGAGAACGGCUACAGGUUAGUGCUGUCUAGUUCGAGAUUAUUUCUAAAUUCUUUGGCGCUACUGGCGUCUCGGGAAUACUUAAAACAACCUUAAGAUCAUUACCUCCCCUUCCAUUACCCACGUAACGACUUAACAUAUUUGUCUGAGAUUACCUCUCCUCCAAUACCCAUGUAACGUCUUAUCAUAUUUAAUUUGUGUGAUAAUUUAGGUCAAGGCUUCCGUGGAUCUGCAUUAAAAAAUAAAUCCAUAUCUUAUCUUUAUUAUCCCUUUGGUGUGACUCGUGGACUGCUUCCCAACAGCUGGCUGCUUCCUAUUCAGCGUAUUUGGUAUUGAGAGUUUAUUACAAAGAAUUCUAUAUGUUUGAAAGAAUGUAUGGUUCAAUAAUGACGGCAAUAGCGGGCAAAAUGUAAUUCCCGAUAACUACGCUAAUUGAUUUUAAAAAUGUUUAAAUAACGCAACUGUGUUUGGUGCGUGAUAUUUGCUUUUUUUUUUGGAAAAAUGAAAUGGUCUCAAUUUAAAUAUGCUGUAAAAAUAUUCGGUUUAAAAGUGGUUGGGACAUCACAAUAUCUAAUCUAGUUCAUGGGCAUGAAAAAAAAAAAGUGUUCAGUGGCGUAUCAUGGAGGGCAUUGAUUAGGGUAAACUGUUCCAUAAUUUUGGCGCUAUCGGUUCAAAAGAGCGCACUCCGUAUGACUUUUCUCUGUGUCCAUCCACACUGGGAACUCUCAGUAAGGACUGUGUUGAAGACCGCAGGUUCUUUAAGGAUACGUGCAAUAUGGUGGACUAUAUCUUUAGUAAUAGCUAUAUAAAUCAACAUUUUGAAACAAACUUCAUGUGCAGCUUUUUAACAUUUAUUAUGGUUUAAAAUAUACCUUUUAAUGUGAACCUAAUUCAAUUUCAUUUGAAGGUAAUAAAUUUAAAAAAAGUAUGUUUUGUCGCGAAUGACCAUGCUGAGAUGUUGUUUAAAAGUAGCAGAGCCUUGGACCCUUCGACCUUUACCAUCUAUAGUGGGCCCCGGAUGUUGAAGGGCCCCAAUGUUGUGAUGGGGAAAACAAAGUCUCAAUUACAAAUGCAAGGGACAAAAACCGAAAUAUGGUGACACUAAAACCGAAAUGUGGUGACACAAAAACCGAAAUGUGGUGACUCAAAAACCGAAAUGUGGUAACAUUAAAACUGAAAUGUGGUGACACUAAUACCGAAAUGUGGUGACACAAAAAUUUUACGGGACGCCCUGAAGUAUGAGUUGGUGUGUGUUUAGAAUAUAGAACAUGUCAGGGUAUAAACAUCUCAAUGAGAAUGUCUACUUAUCCAUAUGUAUAUUUCAGUUACAAAUAUACAUCUUGUCACAGAUAUGAAUAUAUGGGAGAUAAGUAAUAAGGGAGUUACUGCUUAUGUAAUAUACAGAGUAUAGGGACUUGGAGAAAACUAGCCAAUCCGAGGAGAGCAAGGAGAGACAAUAUGUAGCGUAAAUAAUUUGACAUUUGAAUUGACGAAGUUUAUGUAGGAAGAUAGAUUGAACAGAAAACGUUUAUGUUUAAAUUUGAAGAGUUAUUGUGUGUUAACGCUUUAUCAAGUAAAGAAGUUUAUGGAGAAGCUAGCAUUCAAAGACAUAUGAUAUAUUUCAAGCAGUGUUUCUUUCAGAAAUUUUCCCCAGUUGGGGGGGGGGUCACUUCAGAUUUUCCGGGGGGGGGGCAGUGCCAGGCUAUCCAGUUGAUUUAUUGUUGGACAUAUUUUUGCUCAGGGGGGCACUUGGUUUUCCCCGGGGGGGGGCAUUGUACCCCCCUCCCCCGGAGAUAUAGCUGAAAGAAACCCUGAUUCCAAGUGUUUUCGGAUCUAGUAUGUUCGGCAUGAGACGUGGACCUAUUCCUUAUUGACUAUUACUAUUAUAUUUAUUGUGAUCGAGUGUAAUAAAGUAUUAGUCACUGUUAGACCACUACGCAUCUGUUAUGAUUUACAAUGCAUUGUGAUUGUGACACCUCUCAUUUAGAAUGUCUUCCUAUCUGUGUCUCUAUUUCAGUUACAAGUGGAGAAACCCAGACGAGGCUGAGGUCGACUUACUGUCUUCAGAGAAUUCUUGAGCAACGAUUUUUUGUUUCAUUGUUAUUAUGAUAUAUGUUAUUAUAGUUACUUUGUACGGUAUUAUUUUGUUGCUGUUAUCAAGUAGUUAUUUUUGUAUCACUAUUAUGAAAAGUUACUUUUGUUACAAGUUCUACUUGUGAACGUGUUAUUGUUGAUGGUUUUUAUAUCACAUAUCAAUAAGUAUUAAAGUCUUGGCAUUCUAGGAUGUAUUCAUUAAUUCACAGACUGUUUAUAUUCACAAAAUGAAGUCCAAAUAAACUGAUUCGACUCAGCAUUGAGCAACAAAAAUGUAGUCUUUCCUUUUCUGACUUAAUAAAUGCGUACCAAUCCAUUAUAUUUUUUUACAUUUACUUUAAAAUUUUUUAAAAGUGUUCUAUGAUUACCUUCAACAAAUGUAUGUGUUCUUACAUUUAAAAAGAUCAGAGUUAAAAGUAAAUAGAAUGCCAACUUGGCACUGCCCACCCGAACACUUGAAAGGCGCUCCCCCCCCCCAACCCGGAGGAAGUAGUCUGAAAGAAAUACUGCCUGAAACUUCUACGACUGCAGGGGCCUCUGAUAUUAAAGGGGCCCCAAGUUGUGAUAUGGGAAAACAAAUUUAACUCUCAACUUUUUGAUGCUGAAGAGGGGUUUCCAAAACGUAAAGGCGGGGGCCUCCAAAAGUCACGCCACUGCCGUGAAAGUAUAAGUUUGUGUGAAUCUAGAUUUUUAGAGCGUUGCAGGGUAUAUACAUCUCAGCUGGAAUGUCUUGUUAUUUUUGUCUAUUUUCGGUAACGAAUGGUGAAACCUUGAAGAACCGGAAGUCGACUUACUGCCUUCAGAGAAUUCUUGAGCAUCGAUUUUUGAAAUUUUACAAUGAAUGUGUAAUCCGCGACACAUAUGAUAAUGUUACAAUGAAGGCCUUUUGUUAUUUUGUACAGUAUUCUUUUGUAUUGUUAAUAUGUAGUGAUUUCAGAUAACUAUAAUAACUAUUUUCAAUACACUUCAUCUGUGUUAUACCACUUAUACACACCUGUGUUAUACCAUUUAUACACAUCUGUGUUAUACCACUUAUACACAUCUGUG